CGGGCCUCGCCCUCUCCCGGCACGGCGGAGCUCGUGGAGGCCCGCCAUCGCCGCUUGGGGUCCGCGUCCGGCGCGGAUCUACGGCCAUGGUGUCCGCGCCGCAUCCGCCUCGCGCGUGGCGGAGGGAGCAGGGCAGAGGCGGCGUGGCCCCACGGCGAGCGCGCCGGCCGGGGAGCUUGAGGCGGCGAGCAGCGGCGGCGAGCAGGGAUGAAGGAGGAGGGCGAAGGCCGCUGGAGCAGGAAGGGGAGAGGGAGCGGAAGGGGGGCGGGGCGGAGUAGGAAGGGGGCCUCGUUUGCAUACCCGGUUGGAGUUGAGAUGCCCUGGAACUGAAUUCUGGAGCAUACCACAGGGUCCCUUUGGAAGGUUAUGAUAAUAUGACUCUUGGGAACAGAGAUCACAAGAGGGCUAUUGGAAGUUUGUCUUCAAAUCUCUGUAUCUAAUAGAAUGUGACAGAAGAAUGAUCCACCAUACAGUUUGCAAAGAGAUUCUCCCUUCUGAAGAGGCUGCAUUGCGAGUGCGUUCAUUUCUUGAUGAUGGAACGCAUGAGAAGAAUUGCAGGAAUUGGCAAGGCUAAGGUUCCUUCUGUGCCUUCUGCGGUUCAAAAAGACAAAGAUGAAAGCAUCGUUUUCUUCAAGGAGCUGUACAAGCGCGAGAAGGAUAGGGAUGUGAACCUCUUGGAACCAAUGUACUCAGUCGAGUUUGAAGCUAUUCAAGGUGAGCUAUUUUUGGCUGUGGCAAUCCUUUUUACUGGGCAUUCUAUCAGGAAUUUUCAUGAACACAUCCAUUAUCAUUGCAAAUCUUGCGCAACUGUUUCCUCAAAAGUGGAUCUACUCGCUCGGUGUUUCUAUGCCUAUGUUCUAGGUGAUCAUGCUCGCAAAGUUACCCCAGGAAAGAGAGACUUCCUCAUACCAGUGGACGAGAAGCAUGACUAUGACUGGUUAAUGACACCUCCAGCUGCACCACUGUUUCCUUCCCUUGAGAUAGAAGCCAAGUCCUCCCAAAUGGUGUUCCAAAGGGAGCUGCCAAUCCCUCCUCGUCAAGUUAAACCGUCAGCUUCAAGGCUCUUAGCCAAGCCAGAGGCAACCAAAACAUCGACACGGCCAGCAACAUCUACAUCUAACACUUCGUCAAGAAAAACAUUCAUCAAAACCUCUCCAGCCAUCUCCAAAGAGAAGAAGCAACCUUACACUGAAGACCAAAGAUCAAGCCACAAGGUUCCAGUGAAUGGGCAUCAGAAGGCCACUGAUGCAGCUAUUCCAGGUACUCGAAUAGGUGGCACGCCGAAGAAACACUCGGAGACGUUCUACGCAACCCAAACCAGCAGCACAAGCAUGGUCAAGGGAGUGACAGACCAAGAAAUCCCCUUCAAGACACCGAAGAAUCUGAUCACAACAACCAGGUCAAUAUUCUGGCGCCAUACUCCAUCAACGAAGAAUGCUCGGAGCAAAGAUCCUGGGUCCGGUGUAGAUGUCAAAAAGGAAAAUGGCAAGGUGAGGGGGCCGUCACGUCCACCUGCACCAGUAAGGGGAAUAAGGGGCAUGACGGAGCUGCAGUUACAUGACAGGCGGGAUGAGCUGCCUCCAAGAGGGAAGAGUGUGACUGGGAGCGGCGGUGAGCCCGCUUCCGGCGAUAGUGCCCGUUCAGAGAGGGUGGCACUGGUGAGGGGUACAGGAAGAGCAAAUGGGAGGGCAUGGAUAUGAGCUUGGAAGCUAGGCAACUGAGGAGCAUAUAGUUCUACUGCCAUUUUCUGGAAUCUAAAAUUUAUAUGGUGCCCUUGUAUUGCCAAAAGGCGGUGUUCGGCUGGGCGGCAGGCGGCUGCUCUCUGCUGCUUGGGCCUGGAAGCAGCGGCUGGGCGGCUGGUUCUGGCUGCACCAGAUCCAGCCACAACCAGCCAGAAGUGCACCAGCCGAACACGCGAAAAGUGCCAAACUUUGCAAAAACAAAUUAGAAAAGCGGCUUUUCCAAACUGUGCCAAAUCCUUCAGUUGUUGCUGCAGUUUUAUGCACGAUUUAUA
This is a messenger RNA of Panicum virgatum (switchgrass), 2014 nucleotides long. RefSeq lists its product as uncharacterized. The record is from RefSeq and is a predicted model, not a curated record. Bases 531 to 1700 code for a protein of 389 amino acids. The transcript is spliced from 5 exons. NCBI's taxonomy places the organism in Eukaryota, Viridiplantae, Streptophyta, Magnoliopsida, Poales, Poaceae. Gene Ontology annotation, cellular component: cortical microtubule. Gene Ontology annotation, biological process: cortical microtubule organization.